Molecule: messenger RNA, 2136 nt
Organism: Phascolarctos cinereus (koala)
Lineage: Eukaryota; Metazoa; Chordata; Mammalia; Diprotodontia; Phascolarctidae
Product: regulator of cell cycle RGCC-like
Biological process (GO): regulation of cell cycle
Source: RefSeq, a predicted model, not a curated record
CUCGGAUACUCCCAGGGAUCGAUUGCCGAAGGCCGGGCGGAGCGAGCGCGUGUCCUGCAGUCUUGGGCCGCACCUCCAUCCCCAUGGCUUCGCAAUGCGUGGACCCAAGAGGGCUGGGAGACGACGAGCUCCGCUGCCUCCUCAGAGAGCUAGACGAAGUGAUCGAAGACUUUGAUAACGGCAGCAGCUGUCAGUAUGAGGAACAUCUGGAGGAGCUCAAGCAGAAGAAUGGCCUUGGCGUCUAUGACAGUGGGAUCGAUGAAGCCGAGAGUACCAGCCCAUCUCCAGGGAGCAGCUUAAACACCAGUGAGGAAAACAUUCACAUGCCAGCAACUUCUUCCAUUCCCAAAGCUAAGCUUGGAGACACAAAAGACCUGGAGGAUUACAUUGCUGACCUCGACAAAGAGCUGGAGGAAAUGUGAGGCGCAGCCCUUGGUCGCCCAGUAGAGGGCCUCAGGAUGGAUUGCUGUAGAUGUGCCUGCCUGCAUACACCCCACAUAUUUGCUUUCUUCAUGGCCUUCCUCAGAAGGCUAGAGGGCAGAACCUCAGGGCCAGAGCAAGGGGCUUUUCCAGGGAAUGGCUGAGGCCACUGACUGGGAACCGCCAAUGGAAUCAUCCCCAGCACCCGCCGCCCAGUGAUGUUAUCCAGGAGUGCUGCUCUACCAAGCGCUGUAUCCUUUUAUCUAAUCGUGUUGAGGCCAUGUCUGUGCAGCUGGAGCCAAUCUGGCUGGUCUGGAUGAGAGAGUGCCCUCUUGCCAAGAGACUGAGUGACCCUGACCACAUUUUCCAUGUGUUGCUCCCUUUUUUUUUUUUUGGUGGGAGGAGGAGGACACGGGAGUCUGGAUCCGCGAUUUCAUCCGUGCUUGUGACUCCCAAAUCUAGAAUUCCCUCCGAUGAUGCAGACCCGCAAUUCACUGCCUCUUCAAAGUCUUUGAGAGUUGCCUGGGGCACCGAAAGGUUGUGCCUUGUCCAGAGUCCCACAGUUAAUAUGCGCCAGAGGCAGGAUUUGGAGCUGGGUCCUCCCUGCCCCCCACCCCCCCACAGCACACCAUUAGCUUCCACCAGGCCAAUAACUGACCCCAUCGCCUUCCCAGUCACACACGAAGCGAUGUUUGGCUGUUAGAACUGCUCUGAGCAUUUGAAUGCUAACUUGCUUGCUGCCAGAAGAGCGAAUAUUUGCUGCUAGCUUUGCAGAAAUACUUAGCAAGCGAGAAUCUCCCAACUGUGAGCCCAGACUGUUUUGUCUUAUUAUCUCAGUUCUGAAAAGGUCUACGAGUCCCUCAACAUGGGUCUUCCUUCCUUCCAGUAGGACUUAGUAGCUGGGCUUCCGGAGCUGCCAUGGCUAGAAAGUUCCUUCCCCCUGUAGCUGAGAGUCUGAGAGUUCUGAGAGUCUCCUGACCUUAGCCAUGCUGGCCUCUUGACAGUAAGCAUCCAGAAAACCCAGGGAUGGAACCUGGGUUUGAAGGUUGCUAGAACUUUCCAGAGCCCUCAAGAACCCAGGAGCAGCACCCUGACAAAACCAGGCAACCAAGAAGGACUUUGUAAAAUAAGGUGCUCCUAGGCCUCACUGCAGCUUAGAAAGCAAGGCCUUUCCAGGCAUUGUUAUCUCUCUGGGUCGCAGCCUGUCUAGAAAUUGGGUCAAGUGAACUUAAGAAGCCCUCCCUAUCCCCACCCCCACUUUUUUCUUCCUUGCCCAUGGCCUAAGACUGACUGAUGGGAGAGCAGUGAAGGACUUGUGCUGGCAACUCUGACCUAUGGGAAGAAGGGGAGGUGGGGGAGGCGGGGGAGGCAGAUGCCUGCCUCCCUCCCGGGAGAUAGAUCACAGCCAUGGAUACCAUCGACAGACGGCCCAUUCUGAUGGCAGGUAACAGCUUCUGCCCUGUACACAGAUAAGCCACAGUGAGCCUGAAUGAUCUGUACAUGGAUAAAUGGGAGUAGAAGCACUGUCCCCGAGCCGAGAGCUGGUGGUUAACAGCCCUUUCCUAAAAUCAGCCUUACACAUGCUUCUGCUGCUUAUCCAUCUAUGACCCUCUGGCACUGGUGUAAAUAUUGUGUAAUAGUGGUGAAUGUUGUCUACAAGUUAUCAUGCCAAUAUAUGGACUAAAAAUGAAAUGAAAUAAAUGUGUUCAUGAACAA